Monodelphis domestica (gray short-tailed opossum) is the source of this 5448-nucleotide messenger RNA. It is a transcript of the gene LHX6, whose product is annotated as LIM homeobox 6. Gene Ontology annotation, biological process: forebrain neuron development; regulation of transcription by RNA polymerase II; neuron differentiation. The record is from RefSeq and is a predicted model, not a curated record. Gene Ontology annotation, molecular function: RNA polymerase II transcription regulatory region sequence-specific DNA binding; DNA-binding transcription factor activity, RNA polymerase II-specific. Gene Ontology annotation, cellular component: nucleus. NCBI's taxonomy places the organism in Eukaryota, Metazoa, Chordata, Mammalia, Didelphimorphia, Didelphidae.
AUGGGUGGGUGGAAUUGUGUGUCAGUCUGGCUAUUUAUAUAUGUGUCCUAUGUGUGCUGUAUGUGAUGUGUGUGUGGUGGGAGAGUGUGAGUGGAUGUGUGUGCAAAAAUGUGGUGGACACCACUAGGUGUAUGUAUAUGUUUAAGGACAACCAUCCAUAGAGUCAGGAUGACUAUGUGCAAAGUAAAUGUGUGAAUGUGGUGUAUGUGCUAAUGUGUGUGAUAGGAAACAUAUCCCAGAAGGGUGAGUGUGAAUGGUGGCACCCGGUAUGUGUAGGGUGUGUAAAGUACGUGGCCAUGUAGAGGGGUUUGUGUGCACAAACAUAAACAGAAGAAGGGACAUGUACAGAUAGUAAAGGUGAAUGCAUAUGGUGGCAGGGGGUGCCCAUGUGUGCGUUGAGUCUGUGGCGAUGUGUAGAUCUGUAUGUCUGUAUGUCUGUGUGUGGUAUGUGUCUGGGUCUAGUUUUCUUCUUAGCAGGGAUUGGUCAGGCCGGAACUCUUCUUGAACCCAGUGGAGAAUCAAGCAACUGCCACUUCCAUAAGAGGAGAGGGAAGAAGAGGAAAAAGAGAGGAGAGAAAGGAGGGGAAAGGAGAGGAGGAAGAAAGGAGGAGGGAAAAGGAAAGGGGGGAGGGAAGAAGGCUAAGAAGAGGGGGAGGAAGAGGAGGAGGAAAGAAAGAGAAGACGAGAAAAAGAAGAGGCGGAGGGAAAGAGGGGUGGAGAAGAAGAGGAGGAAGAAGAGGAAGAAGGGGAGGAGGAGGAAGAGAAGGGCAGGAGGAGCAAAGGAGGAGCAGGGGCGGGGGCCGGGGCCUUUCCAAGUUUGUUGGGACGGUACUUGGCAGCCCGUAGGGAUCGGAGCCUGAAGGUGGGGCGGGGGUGUUGGGGGUUCCCGGACCGUGUGAGGGGGAGGGGGAGCGGGGCUCUGUAGCCUGAGGGGCUGGCUCCGCUCUCCUCUCCUGUCCUUCGCUGCUCCUUGCCCGGCUCUUCCCCAGUCGCUUGCCGGGGCCCAUGUAUUGGAAGCAUGAGAACUGCGCCGCCCCAGCGCCCGCGGGCGGUCGCCUCCCUUCUGAAGGGGUCCCAGCCGACCAGGUGAUGGCUCAGCCAGGGCCCGGCUGUAAAGCCAGCUCCCGUUGCUUGGAGGGAACCGCACCGCCCAGCAUGGCUCAGUCCGACGGAGAUGCUCUAUCUGGGGGCCUAGACAAGGACGAGGGACGCUCUUCUCCCUGCACUCCCAGCACCCCUUCAGUCUGCUCGCCUCCCUCCGCCUCCUCCUCGGUGCCGUCCGCAGGCAAGAACAUCUGCUCCAGCUGCGGCCUCGAGAUUCUCGAUCGUUACCUGCUCAAGGUCAACAACUUGAUCUGGCACGUUCGAUGCCUGGAAUGCUCUGUCUGUCGAACGUCACUUCGGCAGCAGAAUAGCUGCUACAUUAAGAACAAGGAAAUCUUCUGCAAAAUGGACUAUUUCAGCCGGUUCGGUACCAAGUGUGCCCGGUGUGGCCGCCAGAUCUUUGCCAGUGACUGGGUUCGACGUGCACGGGGCAAUGCUUACCACUUGGCCUGUUUUGCCUGCUUCUCCUGCAAGCGGCAGCUCUCCACAGGCGAGGAGUUUGGGCUGGUGGAAGAAAAGGUGUUGUGCCGCAUCCAUUACGACACUAUGAUCGAGAACCUCAAGAGAGCAGCUGAGAAUGGCAAUGGAAUUACAUUGGAAGGGGCCGUACCAUCAGAACAGGACAGUCAACCAAAGCCAGCUAAGCGGGCGAGGACAUCCUUCACAGCGGAGCAGUUGCAGGUAAUGCAGGCCCAGUUUGCCCAGGACAACAAUCCUGAUGCACAGACACUUCAGAAGCUGGCAGACAUGACGGGUCUUAGUCGCCGAGUUAUCCAGGUUUGGUUUCAAAACUGCCGAGCCCGCCAUAAAAAGCACACACCUCAGCACACGGUGCCACCCUCUGGAGCUCCACAGUCUCGUCUAUCCUCCUCCCUGUCUGACGACAUCCACUACUCUCCCUUCAGCAGUCCUGAGCGAGCCCGCAUGGUCACCCUGCAUGGAUAUAUAGAAAGUCAGGUACAAUGUGGGCAGGUGCACUGUCGGCUUCCUUACACUGCCCCACCAGUUCACCUCAAAGCCGACAUGGAUGGACCACUCUCUAAUAGGGGUGAGAAGGUCAUCCUUUUUCAAUACUGACUACACAGACUCUUCCACAUCUGUCUAUGGUGAUUCCACAGCUGCCCCUCAGUCACUGAAAUCCUGUGUCUGCCCCUCACAACUAGUGGCUUCUGCCUCAGCCUUUCCAUUCAUUCCCAUGAACCACCAGCCAGUUCCUGGUCCCCAUUCAGCCACCCGGGGCCUUUUCUACCCCCCUGCUGAAAGCAGGCCCAGGGUUGUGCAGACUACGGUCAGCCAGCAUGGAUCCCCAGAACUACCGGGAACACUCCUGAGGCCACUUCUUGGAAGGCAAAGCUCCCCAAAAUUUGGAAACAGGGUGAAAAGAACUUUUAUUUUUAUUGAAACUGGAGUAAUUUUUAACUUGAGAAAAUUAGACUUAAGAAAGAAUGAAAUUGUCAGAACAGUAACAAUAUCCAAUUUAAUUUUUAAAAAUAUUGGCCUUUGUUACCCAUUUCCUUGAGACCAUCUAUGAAUUCUGAAUAGUUGACAACCCCAAAUGUUAUCCUCUCAGUUGCUUUUGUUUAAGAAACUAUACAGUUUUUAUGGGAAAUUCCCAAAAGAAAACUGUGUUCUAAUUUUAUCAUUUCCAUCUGUCUGGUUGUGUCAAGUUAAUUCAGAGAACAAAGUGAGACUUACCAGCUCUUGAGAGCCUCGUAGGAUGCAAAUGAAGAGCUUACCCGGCCAGAAGAAAAGGUGGCCCCACACUGGGCAUGAUGUCUAUGGAAGUCUUUGAACCUUUAAGUCAGUGGAAAUAUGUCCAGCUGCUAGUUUCCGGAAUGUAGCUGUUCCUCUAGGGAAAAAGCUUGUCGAACCAAGCAGAGAAACCUAACCAUCUAGGCCCACCCCAUUCCAAGGAUCGAUUUAUUGAUGUAAGUCGUAGAAUCAUAGAAUCUCUAAGUUGGAAGAGACCUUAGAGGCCAUCUCAUUUAAUCCCCAUCAAAAGCAUGCACCUCUUCUCUCCCAAGUAGCCCUUCAGCCUUUGCUUGAACACCUCCAUUGACAGGGAACUCAUUUUUUAAAGAAAAUAGAAACAAGAUGGAGAUUGAGAGAAAAAAAAGGAUUAGUCCUUCAAGCUAUACAACUUAUAUACAGAGUACAGAACAAAAAUGUUAUCAGAAUCUUUAACUCUUUCAGCAGAUGGGUACAGUAUGGGGCAAAAACCUCUAGACAAUUGUUUUAGAUUGGGUCAGCACAGAAAACAACUGCAGUGGCAAGUUUAGGGCAACAUUGUGAAGAGUUUAGCCAAUGUAGAGGUUGAAGCCUGGGUAGUCCAGAGCCCCAGGCAUUUCAGAGCAAUUUCCAGAAGGACUGAAUUUGAUGGGCAGGAAUGGGGAUACAGGGUCUACUUCCUUCCCACAAAAGUACAAGACACAAGUUAGGAUGCCAUGAUGUAUGUGUCCUAGAGGUUAUAGACAAUAAGACAGAGUGGUAUUUCUGAUGAUAGGCCUCAUUCUAAGUAAGGCUGUCCUGUGAGUUUUCUGUUAGGAAGAUGAAGGAGAUAUUAGGUUGGAAUUAUAGGACCUCCUUGAGAUAGCUACCAGCAAACUGACAAUGGGACAGUGUCUGUGAUUCUCCUCACUGGACAGGGGUAGUGCUGGUUUUGCCCUUUAGCUAGGUUCUGGAAGAUGUUCAGGCCAUUUAAGUAGAAUAACAGAGUCUACUAUCCCCACUUCAUCUAGGCAGUUGUUUUAUCUCAUGACUAGCAUAACCGCUGAAGAGUAGAAAGGAGUUUGGACCAAGAUUGAGGAAGGGGACUCCUGGAACAGUGACCUACCUUCUACAGUGGGCAUGACCUACUCUGUGAGGUUCUCCCUCAAGGAGUGGCAGGUAGGCUUAAUCUUCUCUUGUUUCAGCAGCACAAAACAGAAACUGUUCAUUAACUGGCAAGCUGCUUCCAAACAAGAAAGCCACUAAAGCAGACUGAAUAUUGUGAUCACUCUGACAUAUGCUUUUGACAUCUGCCUCAGGGAUAAUGUCUGCACAUUUCCCCAGAAAGACCUACUGCCUUGCCCCAUGCUUAUUCCAGAGCCCACUCUUCAAUAGAAAAAUCAAGAAUUCCUUCUCUAAGAAGUAUAUUCUUUUGCAUCCAUUAAGCCCCAGAUUUUCCAGAAAUACCAAGAAUAUGACAUUUUCUCAUUUUGUUAAAUAUCUAAAUACUGCAAAAAUCAUCUGAUUCAUUUUCUCAUUUGUAGCCACCACUAAUCAAACUUUAUCUCAGGUCAUUCUAUUUAACUCCUAUCACAGGUAACUUUCUUUACUGCACAUAUGUUAGAAUGAGCCACAGAGGGCUUUCAUGAUGCAUGAUUAAAGGGUGCCUGAGUGCUAUUUACAGAAACAGCAAGGACAAAGUAGGACACCAUUGGGUGUGGCAGAAAGGGUACCAUUCAGCGUUUGGAGACUUUGAGCAAGUCCCUUCUCCUCUCUAGGCCUCCAUUUCCUUAUUUGUAAAAUUAAAGAGGUCAAGUUGCAUGACCUCUGAAGAUCCUUUCCAUCUCUUCUUUGUUCUAAGGUUCUUUUUAACUCUAACAUGCUAUGUUCUAUUUUUGACAUUCUAUAUUCUACAGUCCCUUUCGAAUAUAAUAGUCUAUGUUUCAUGUUCUAACAUUCUCUGUUCUAAGAUUCAUUACAUCUUAAAAUUUUAUGUUCUAGGGUCCCUCUCAACUCUAACAUUCCAUAUUCUAAGGCCCUUUCCAGCUCUAAGUGCCCAUGAUUUUCUGAAACACUCAGAGUAGGGGAGGAAUUGAGAUGAGGAGGGGGACCCCAUAAGAAGAUCUCUGAAUCAUGAACACUAUUUAAUCCUAACAGCUGGUCCCAGAUCUCAGAGAAGGGAAUGGUUUCAGAAUUGCUUACCAAAAUUUUUCCAGUGAUUUCUUUGUUCCUUAUGGUUAAAACCCCAACACUAACUUAGAGGGAAGAUCAAUGGGUGAACCAAGUACAAGAGUCACCACAGACACAAGUUCAACUUAAGACUUUGCCCCAAAAUUGUAUCCCUAUGGUGGCUCAUAUGUUCCCAGCAUGCUGCAGAUCUAAAAGAUCUCCACUACUAUGGUCAGAGCAGCCUUGGACACAGCAAGCAGUCAAAACUAAUAUUUAUUUAAAUACAAAACAAAAGGGAAGAUGGAAGAAAAACAAAAAUAAAAAAUAAAAAAAUUGUAAGCACUUUUUUUUGUAAAACCAAUGUCUGUUUUGUUACAUACUUUUAAUGUUGUGUGCUUUGUAAAUGUCUUAUUUGUGUAAUAAAUAAAGUUAAUGCAAAUAGAAGUGCUGGCACUUACAUCAAGAAAA